GGGGGAAUGCUACGUGUCUGGGUGAAUUAAAAAACCAUCGUAGCUUCCCUCCCUGCCCAGCCAAUUCCAUCAGGACAGCCAGGGGAAGACCGAUCCUGUUUAAAGCACUUCUGAUCCCGCGGCCACGUCUCAACAUGUCAGGGGACAAGAAGCUGAACACGGAAAUUCAGAAGUCCACCAACGUAGUAUAUCAGUCCCAUCACGUUAGUCGAAGCAAGAGAGGCCAAAUCGUUGGCACUCGGAGAGGAUUCCGUGGUUGCACCGUCUGGCUGACAGGUCUGUCAGGUGCUGGAAAGACCACCAUUGGGUUUGCACUGGAAGAGUACUUGGUAACCCAUGGUAUUCCUUGUUACUCCCUGGAUGGAGAUAACAUUAGGCAAGGACUAAACAAAAACCUGGGUUUUACCUCUGAGGACCGUGAGGAGAAUAUCCGGCGUAUCGCUGAGGUGGCCAAACUGUUUGCAGAUGCUGGUCUUGUCUGUAUCACUAGUUUCAUCUCUCCAUUUACUAAGGAUCGAGAAAAGGCAAGAAAGAUCCAUGAGAGCUCCAACCUUCCGUUUUUUGAAAUCUUUGUUGAUGCUCCUUUAGAUAUCUGUGAAAGUCGUGAUGUGAAAGGUCUUUACAAGAAGGCUAGAGCUGGAGAGAUAAAAGGGUUUACUGGAAUUGAUUCAGAGUAUGAGAAGCCUGAAAGUUCUGAGUUGGUGCUGAAAACAAACCUCACAUCUGUGAAUGAAUGCAUCCAACAGUUGGUGGAGCUCUUAGAAGAGAGGGGCAUUGUUCCUCCUGCCGCGAAUGAAGAAGUGAAGGAACUGUUCGUCCUGGAAAACAAGCUGGACUUGGCACAUGAAGCAGCCCAGGUUCUGCCCACACUGCAGAUAACACAGCUGGAUCUGCAGUGGGUGCAGGUUUUAUCUGAAGGCUGGGCAACUCCACUCUCAGGCUUCAUGAGGGAAAAGGAAUUCCUGCAAGUUCUGCACUUUGGGAUGCUCUUGGAUGGUGGAAUCAUCAACCUGACCAUUCCAAUUGUCCUGCCCGUUAGCACGGAAGACAAGGAUCGUCUGGCUUGCAGUUCCGCCUUUGCCCUUGUAUACUCAGGCCGCAGAGUGGCCAUACUUCAAAACCCAGAAUUUUAUCAGCAUAGGAAAGAGGAGCGUUGUGCACGGCAGUGGGGAACGACCUGCGAGAAGCAUCCUUACAUUAAAAUGGUGAUGGAAAGUGGAGAUUGGCUUGUUGGAGGAGACCUUCAGGUACUGGAAAGGAUUCGGUGGAAUGAUGGCUUGGAUCAUUAUCGCCUAACUCCCCUGGAACUCAAACAGAAGUUUAAGGAUAUGAACACUGAUGCUGUCUUUGCAUUCCAGCUCCGCAACCCCGUUCACAAUGGGCACGCUCUGCUGAUGCAGGACACCAAACGCCGACUGCUGGAACAAGGCUACAAGCGUCCCGUUCUGCUCCUGCACCCACUCGGGGGCUGGACCAAAGAUGACGAUGUCCCGCUGGACUGGCGCAUGAAGCAACAUGCAGCAGUGCUGGAGGAGGGGGUGUUGGACCCGCAGUCAACCAUUGUAGCCAUCUUCCCAUCGCCCAUGAUGUACGCCGGGCCAACAGAGGUUCAGUGGCACUGCAGGUCCCGAAUGAUUGCUGGAGCCAACUUCUACAUUGUGGGCCGUGAUCCUGCUGGCAUGCCUCAUCCCAUAACCAAGAAGGAUCUGUACGAACCAACCCAUGGAGGGAAGGUUCUGAGCAUGGCACCGGGUCUAACCUCUGUGGAGAUCAUACCCUUCAGAGUUGCUGCAUACAAUAAAGAUAAGAAAUGCAUGGACUUCUAUGACCCAGAAAGAUCACACAGUUUUGAUUUCAUCUCAGGCACCCAUAUGAGACAGCUUGCCCGUGAAAAUAAAAAUCCACCUGAUGGCUUCAUGGCUCCUAAGGCUUGGAAGGUGCUGACAGAAUACUACUCCUCUCUGGAAAAGAACAAUUAAUGUUUUAUCCUUCACAACACAAAAGGCAUUUUAUGGAAUGUCAAACAGCAGCUAACUGUUUCCUUACUUGCUGUAAUUCUUCUUUAUAGGCUCUUAAUUCAUGCAGUUUUUAUAAUCUUGAUUCAAUUUGAUUUACAUGUAUUAACAGUUCGUUUCCAAGUGUCUGAAUGAAAACCUAGCUGGAAAAAUAGGUUAUUUUCAUUCUGAUUUUUAAAAUGCUUAUUUAUUCUUUCCUUGUGUUUAAAUAUCUAAAAAAAUUGGUCUCUUGCUGUAGCCAUUUACUUCAUUUUACAUAUCAAAUGUCAAUGUAAACAGUAUCAGAUUUUUUAACAUUAUACAGAGUUUCUUCUCAAAGUGCUGAUGGCAACUCUGUUUUAAAGUGUUUCCUGUUGGUGGUUUGCAAUGAAAUGAAUUACCUCAAAUGUUAGUGAACUACUGCAUGACAGGACACGUUCAGUGCAAUCUUGUUUUACAGAUUCAAAUAUGUCAUCAGGUCCUUUGUAAUUUUGUAUAAAUUGUGAAUAGUAAAACCUAUGGCAGUUAUAAGUUAUUUUACCCCCACUUGACAUCCCUUACAGAAUUCCCCACCAAUUUCACCUUUGCCAUCUGAGUUAGAUGCCACGAUGUUUCAAAGUAAUUUUAAAUGGAUGGUUUUUACCUGCAGUUAAGUUUUAAAGGCCUGCAAAUUACACAUCAGAGUUCUGGAUAUGGAAAAAGAAAAUUUGUUCUGGGCAUCAUUUUUUAUAAUAGUGUUCAUGUUGUGCUCUUGUAUUGUAAAUAACUGUCUUCUAAUAGUCCCAACCUCAUUGUCAUUAAAUAUUGACUUUGGAACAUACUGGGAUGAUGAAAGGACAGGGACAAAAGCAAAAUAGUCAAUUCUCUCACAUCAUUGAGAACACGCCUUCCCACAGUAAUUGUUCCCAUUAGUGCAGGGUGCCAAAUCAGGCUGAUCCCGUCCCCUCACCCAGAACCAAAGUGUGUUGCUCUCCCAUGCCAACUCACUAGGUUGGAUGGAAAAGAUCAGUCUUUCUUCCCUUCUGCAUACCAGGUCCAAUCACACAGCCUGAGCAGGGGCAGGGUCCUGGACCACAUUUGAAGACCCUCCUGACAGCCUUUGGCACCUGACAAUGACAGCUGUAAAAGUUCUAAUAGAUCUUGAUAGUUUUUUAAUGUCCUUUGAUAUUCAGACACAUUUAAAAACUAUUAACAUUUACAUUAAUAGCAAAAAUCAGAGUUAUAAUUUUUGUUAAAUGAUUAUCUAAAAUUGUAUAAGAAGUUAUAAACAAUUUAAUAUAUUAGAAUGGUGCAAAGUAAUUUUUUCUUUGGCCUUCUCAAUCUAUGCCCUACUGCAGAGUGACAAAUCCUAUGUCAGCUCCAAGCUGGAGCAGAAGCCAAGAAGCAAUUUUCCCAUUAUCCCAAAUCCCUCAUUAAGUUCUAGACUUCAACAUCUCACAGCGCUUACACACAAGUCUGGGACUUCAGUUUGAACAACUGAAUGCCAGCAGUUUUAGGCAGAACAGCUGGCAAAAAGUCAGCACAUGGGCCCAGAGAAUACUAAUUUUAGUUCGCUAGUGACUAAUGCAUUUACUUCACAGCUGUAAAGUUUCCUGUCCUACAAAACUCGUCACAUUGAGCACAGGCACUGUCUUGUGAUUCUGAGGUAAGCAGGGAUGUUAUUUUUGCCCUCCAGCUUACGUCAAAACAUUGCAUUUGCAUUCACUUCAGGAAUAGUGUCAGACUACACCCAAAUCAAACCUUCCACCCAUCAGAACAUCACAGCUCAUGCACUUAAGUCUUUUAUUAGGACCAGCUCAUAGUCGAAUCCCUGACGCACUAGGUUCACAGCUCAGGUCCCUCUAAAGGCACUCAUCAUUCCUGCCUACUCUCCUCAGAUGUGCAAGAGUUAUUGUUUGACAACCAAGUCUCUGGCAACAGUGAAACAUCUCAUUUUGGGAAAGGAAAACUGGAUGUUGCAAAUCAUUCUCCUUUGACAUUCUCCUCUUGUUGCCGGAUUGCAGGCAACUCAGACAUUGGAUUUGUGCAGGUUCACAAUGAUAAUGACCCUUUUUCACCAAGUGAGGGCAUGAAAUGAAAAUGGGGGAGGGGCGAAGCAACUGGAUGAGAAAUCAAGGAAAUAUAUGAAAAGGAAGGAUAAACCUAAUUACAUGCAUCUUCCAGCACUGAGAGCUUCACCCAGAGAAAAGUCAGCAUUAAACAUAUAGACUUUUCAAUUUAAUGUCGUAACAUUUAAUAUGAAUAGUGGCUACAGCAAAAUACAAAAUGAUGAAUGCAGCAGAAGGUAUACUUAACUUCCAGUGAAUACUGCUUAAGCUUUAAUCAACUGUAUUCCUUAGUGACUUUCUAGCAAAUGACCAGAAAUAUAUUUAUUUUCAGAAAUGAGUUGGCUUUCACACUGUGCCUUAACCAAUACAUGCCUUUAAUGCAAUUCCUGUAUAUUGUAUUGCUAAAGCUUCAUAUUAAUAUAAUCUUGUACUGUUCAUAUGAAUAAAUAUUCAAUAAUCAA
Messenger RNA from Pristis pectinata (smalltooth sawfish), 4503 nucleotides. It is a transcript of the gene papss2b, whose product is annotated as 3'-phosphoadenosine 5'-phosphosulfate synthase 2b. The transcript is spliced from 12 exons. NCBI's taxonomy places the organism in Eukaryota, Metazoa, Chordata, Chondrichthyes, Rhinopristiformes, Pristidae. Gene Ontology annotation, biological process: sulfate assimilation; 3'-phosphoadenosine 5'-phosphosulfate biosynthetic process. The record is from RefSeq and is a predicted model, not a curated record. Bases 135 to 1979 code for a protein of 614 amino acids. Gene Ontology annotation, molecular function: ATP binding; sulfate adenylyltransferase (ATP) activity; adenylylsulfate kinase activity.